AUGUGUCCACAGGCAGGUCAGUAUCUAACGGCACAGUACCCAGACCUGGAGGAGCAGGUAAGCGACAAGUUGGAGCGUCUGCAUCAAAUCUGGGAUCAGCUCGUUUCAAGUGUCCGCGAUCUCUCUCGUUGCGUCGGUCAAGAGCAAAAGAACAAGACACUAAUCGAGAAACUUCAGAAAACGAUUAGUUGGUUGAAUCAGCACUCCACCGAUGCUCCUUCCACUGUGGCCGCUCCAGCGGCUCUUGGCGAUUCGGGGUUGAGUACAUGGCAGAAAUUGGAAAAGAGGAUUGAAGCUGAGUUGAAGCAGUUGCUCGAACAUCAAGCUGGGCUGACAGAGAUACGGACUAAUGUGGAAAAAUUCAUCACUCCUGACCAACAACCUGAGCUUCUUCAAUCCGUCGAUCAAGUUGACUCUGGACUACACCAAAUCGAAACUCGUCUGAAGGUUGAAAAAACAAGGGCAGAACAGAUGCAAGAGAUGUCCAAGAUCUUUCUAGAUUUGUCACUUGAGGCGGCUUGGGUACGAGAGAAGAGAGCUCAAAUACAGCAGUUGUCCUUACCCUUGGCGAUCGAUUUAGCAUCUGGUCGUCCACUGACGGGUCAGCAGCUACUGCAAGUUCAGAGGCUUCGGCGUCAGUUAAAGAGCCAUCAACUGGAAAUUGAGAACAGACGCCCAAGAAUGAAGAUGCUGUGCGACGAUUGCGCCGCAGUAUGUCCCAUACUGCUUUCCGCUGCGUGUGAGUUUCCUUCCUUCUGCAGGGGUGACGCGUAUCUGUCUUGGCUGCUGUUGUCGGUUUUCCAUCUGGGUAAAACGCGUACAACCUGCUUUCCGGACCUGUACUCGGUUCCGCUUAAUUGUAGUGCCCCCAAUCUUCACUUCGUAGCUUCUCUCUCCCUUGCGGCUCUGAAUAACUCCCUUCCUCCAGUGUCCCUCUGAUCCUGGUACUGGUUGCACCCACACUUCUUCUCCCACUGCUAGAGGUUGGAGUUUUCUCGCCCCGCGAUCGUAGUAUUUCUUUUGCCUAAGCAUUCUGUUUCGUAACCGCUCGUGUAUCGAGGUCGC
Dicrocoelium dendriticum is the source of this 1065-nucleotide messenger RNA. The record is from the annotation of a GenBank genome assembly. NCBI's taxonomy places the organism in Eukaryota, Metazoa, Platyhelminthes, Trematoda, Plagiorchiida, Dicrocoeliidae.